Messenger RNA from Centropristis striata (black sea bass), 1032 nucleotides. It is a transcript of the gene rilpl2, whose product is annotated as Rab interacting lysosomal protein-like 2. The transcript has 4 exons. Gene Ontology annotation, biological process: cilium assembly. Gene Ontology annotation, molecular function: protein dimerization activity. NCBI's taxonomy places the organism in Eukaryota, Metazoa, Chordata, Actinopteri, Perciformes, Serranidae. Gene Ontology annotation, cellular component: ciliary basal body; cytoplasm. The coding region runs from base 166 to 756 and encodes 196 amino acids. The record is from RefSeq and is a predicted model, not a curated record.
GUGAUGGGGGAAGUGCUGCUGUACUGGAAGUUAGUUACCUUCUGCCAGUAAAACUGUUGAACCCUAGACAAAAGAAAGAAAGAAAGCUCUAUUUUAGAGCAUUGUAGCUGUAGGACGAAAGUUAGCUUCACUUUGGUGUGAUUUAGGGAGUCGUUUCGUCCCAUCAUGGAGUUCGGGGAAGAGCCGUCGCCCGCUCUGGCUUUCGAGAAGGACGCGUUUGAGCUGACUGUGGAGGAUGUGUAUGACAUUUCGUAUGUAAUCGGACGAGAUUUGUUGAAAAUCAGCAGCACCGGCGAGGAAGUGUCGGACUUACAGUUCAGAAUAGUCCGCGUGUUAGAAAUGUUCGAGACUUUGGUGAACAAGUACAACUUGUCUCUGGAGGAGCUGAAAAUGGAGCGGGACAACUUGAAGAGUGAGCUGGACAGGAUCCUCAAAGAGAACUCCUCCGAGCAGGGCACGCAAACAGUGGGACCAAACCAGCUGGUGGUGGACCUCACAGACCCCAACAGACCGCGCUUCACCAUGCAGGAGCUGAAGGAGGUCCUGCAGGAGAGGAACCAGCUUAAAGCUCAGCUCAUGGUGGCUCAGGAGGAGCUGCAGCUGUACAAGAGUGGCAUUCUGCCGCAGGGUGAACCUGCCAUGGUGGAGGUGGACUUGGACACACAAGCAGCCACAGAAGACAGUCCAGCCAUGAUAAAUGACGCAAAAGACGAGAGGACAACCAUAGGCAAACUGUUUUCAUUCAGGCGAAAAUAAGAAAACCCUUUCACAAGAACUGACCAUGUAGAAGACAAACGGGAUUUGUCGGCACAAUUUUCUCAUCAGUUUACCACUUUUAUAUUGAUUAUUUUUUACAAUGUCUAUUUGUCGAUCUAACACGCACUGUAUCAUAGUAAGAGAGAUAUAAAGUCGUUUCCUUAGUAGAAAUACAUAUCACGUGGAAAGCUUGGUAUAAAUAUGAAAUGAAACUGGAAAGUAUUAUCUAUGUUGCUGAUUAUGUUGAUGCAUUCGAAAUGAAGUUUUUUAAAAUAG